Lodderomyces parapsilosis is the source of this 1440-nucleotide messenger RNA. RefSeq names its product translation initiation factor eIF2B subunit gamma (gene GCD1). The record is from RefSeq and is a predicted model, not a curated record. NCBI's taxonomy places the organism in Eukaryota, Fungi, Ascomycota, Pichiomycetes, Serinales, Debaryomycetaceae. Gene Ontology annotation, molecular function: translation initiation factor activity; guanyl-nucleotide exchange factor activity. The transcript has a single exon. Gene Ontology annotation, biological process: biosynthetic process; cytoplasmic translational initiation. Gene Ontology annotation, cellular component: guanyl-nucleotide exchange factor complex; eukaryotic translation initiation factor 2B complex. The coding region runs from base 1 to 1440 and encodes 479 amino acids.
AUGGAGUUCACCGCUGUGAUAUUUUGUGGCCGAGGUAAAUCACUUGAGCCGUUUUCGGAGUCGCGAAGCACGGGGUUACCGAAGCCUCUAUUGCCCAUUGCCAAUCGGCCAAUGAUUAGUUAUGUUCUCGACUGGUGUUUCGAUGCUGUUUUGUCAAAGAUAGUAGUCAUCACGCAAGUGGAAACGAGUGAAGCAGUAAUGGCUGCAAUCGAGAAGUAUAAGAAAGAGAGACGCGAGCUACUUGCGACGUCAAGCGAUAUACCAGAGGCUAGUUUUGCAACCCCCAUCGAAAUAAUGCCAUUCACUGCGGAAAACAGUGCUGAAAUCAUCUACCAUCUAUACAAGAACUCAAAAUUCAGAUUACAGGAUCUUAUAUUUUUGCCGUGUGACUUCCUCUCGGAUUUGCCCCCAUCGGUGAUUAUUGAAGCGUUUAGAAAUAGAAAUGAGACCGAUUUAGGAGUUUACAUUGCAUACAAAAAUCAAUUGGACAUUGAGGAUAAGAAACUGAAAAUUUUCAGCAAAAAAUACACAGUAUAUGCUGGCGAUGCAGAUGAUGAUUCAAAGUUACUUGACGUGUACGGCAAAGCGGAUAUCGAGAUGUCUAAAAUGUUGCAUAUAAGAACCCAAAUGUGCUGGAGGUACCCGAAGUCUAUUGUCAGCACAAAAUUACUAAACAGUGGAAUAUUUGUAGCCUCCAAAGAGAUAUUCAAUGUGAUCGAGGAGGCGUCAACAAAAUUCAAUGAACUGUACUUUGAAAAAAGAAACUAUGACAAAUUCAUUCGCGAUUUGGCAAGAAGAUCGUGGAAACACUCAGCUACAAAGGCAACAGUUGGUCUUUUUGUAGUUCCAAGCGAGGCUACAUUCUUUAGGGUCAAUAACCUACCGGUAUUGAUGGAGGCAAAUAGACAUUUUAUGAAACAUCAAGCGAUGAAAAAGGGUCAGUCGCAACAAGGUGCACAACAGAAAGACAAACUUGCUGCUCAUGUCGGGAAUGAUUCAAUAGUUGGUGAGAAUACUGAAUUGGGCGAAAAGACCAAUGUGAAGCGCAGUGUGGUGGGUCAUAACUGUAAAAUUGGGAAAAAGGUUAGAAUCACUGGGUGUUUGAUUUUUGAUAACGUAGUUGUUGGUGAUGACGUUCAAUUAGAAAAUUGUAUCAUUGGACAUCACGCAAAAAUUCCCUCAAAAUCAAAGUUGAUCAAUUGUAAUGUUGAAUCUACAAAUGAAGUUACAACAGGAACUCAAGCUAAAGGUGACACGUUACUCUGCAUGAGUUUAGAAGCUGUAGAGGAUGGUGAAAGCGAGGAUGAAUUUGUAUUGAAAACUGGCCCACUCAGUGAUUCUAGUUCUGAAGAUGAUGACGAUGAAGAUGAUGAGAGCGAAGAUGAAAGCGAAUUUGAAGAUGAAUACACUGGUAAUGAGGAUGGAUUGUUUGCAUAUUGA